ACAAGGAAAUCACAGAAUAUUGGUGAUAUAAUAGCAAAACUGUGCUUAAGUUUACAAAUAGUACUACGUCCCCCGCAUCUAAUUUCUGUCUCUCUAUAUAUAAAACACAGGUCAGUGGAAAUCGACAUCAUUUCAAAAGGAAAAGAAAUGUUACUGACGGUUUGUCUUAUAGGUGUGAUCCUAGGACAAUGUACGGCUAGAAAUUCGUACAUAAUCCUGACACCUAAAGUAAUUCGCCCUGGUCUGGUAGAAAACAUAACGGUCACAAUCCUCAAAGGCGGCAUUAAUAAUGUAACCGUUAGGGCCACGCUUGAGGACCUGUCUUCUAAUGUACUGUCAGAAACUAGUGGAACCUUUCAAAGUCAUACGCCAAAAGCAUUACAAUUGAAGAUUCCAGCAGAUUUGAAAAAUUUGACUCCGGGCACCAGAAACCAUAGGAUACGGUUACAAGGAACAAGCGGCAUUCUGUUUAUGAACGCUACCGAUGUGUUUGUACAAAGUCAAAACAUCUCCAUCUUCAUCCAAACCGACAAAGGAACAUACAAAGCCGGACAGAAAAUUCAAUUCCGUAGCUUUGCCUUGUAUCCCAAUAGUUCUAUCUAUACUGGGAAUUUCACCGUUGACAUACAGGAUCCUAAAGCCAAUAUAAUUAAGCAUUGGAGUGACCUUCAAAACAAGAGUUAUGGAGUGAUCUCUCAAUCCCUUGAUUUGGAUAGUCAGCCUGUACUGGGAGAGUGGGUCAUAAAGGUUACAGCUCAAGGGGUCACAGAGAGGGCAACCGUAAAAGUCGACGAAUAUGUACUUCCCAAAUUCAAGUUGGAGACAAGUUUUCCACAAUCGGCACAGGUCAGUGAUCGGGAGGUUUCGGGGUCAGUUGUGGCCACGUACACGUACGGUCGUCCCGUCCCAGGGCGGGUCAACAUCUCGGUGUCCAUUCCUUCUUUAGCGGGCAGCUUCAAGCAUUGGUCUGGACAAAUUUUCACUGAUUCUCGACAUGUAACAAAGGAAGAGAAAUUUACAAUUCCAUUAAGUCAUUUAAGAGAUCUUCUUUCGUACGGCGAUCGAGUUUCAAAUCAUGUAGAUGGGACCCAACUGAAAGUGGAGGUGAAAUUUACCGAAGAUAACACAGAGAAAACAGUCUCUUCAACGACAUACAUCAGGUUACAAAGUCAUGGAGUUCAGUUCUCUUUAAGUCACAAAGGUUCUACCAGAUACAUUCCAGGAUUUGAUUAUCCAAUCAAGAUUAUUUUUACGGACAAUGAGGGCAGGGCACCAAACAAACACUUACCUCCAGCGCACCUUGUCGUUAAUUCACGCAACUCGUCCGGCACAACUACAGAACAGGACAAACAUAUUCCUAUACCAUCAAACGGGCUCAUAGACAUUGAUAUUCCUACUCCUAAUAAGACGGAUGUCCAAACUUUGGAGAUCAAGAUCACACAUGACAGUGUUGUUAAAACACUCACUCUCAAUGCGUAUGACCACAACCAAACUCAUAUAAAGAUCAAUGUUUUGUCCGCCGAUCAUAGGGUUGGAAACCUCGUGACAAUGGAGAUACUGACAAACAAACCAAUUGCUGAAGUAUAUUAUCAGUUUGUUUCACGUGGAGUUCAAGUUUUAUCGGGAAAGCAUGAUGUUAAAGGAAGGAUCAAUUCAACAUUCGACGUCCACCUUACCGAAGAAAUGACUCCUGAAACCUCCAUCAUCGUUUAUAAUGUCGACCCAGACACUGGAAAUAUUUAUGCGGAUCAGAUUUCCAUUUCUGUGAACGGAAUGUUAAGAAAUUCGGUGUCUGUUAAAUUUGGACAAACACAGGUAGAACCUGGAGAGAAAGUGAAUAUUAAUCUUCAGACGGCCCCUCAUUCAAUGGUUUACCUUUCAGCUGUUGAUACCUCCUCAAUAUUAAUGGGAAAUGAUAACGAAAUAAAUGAACAAUCGUUAAUUGAUGGAAUUAGACUGUACAAACCAAGUGUUCAACAAAAUCUUUACUUCUACAAGGUGAAUUGUGGUUCCUUCUCUGCCAUUCAAGUCAACCAUGAUAAUACUUAUUCAGCAUACAGAUUUGAGGAAGCUGGAACUAUGAUCGUGACAGAUGUCCAGAACUAUGUCCCAGCAUCUUACAAAUUUCCCCCUUGUGAGUUUUUGUUACUACUCUCUAUUAAUAACCACUUCAGAUUGAUACUAUAUGAAAUAUCACAUCUUCAGUAA
This is a messenger RNA of Saccostrea cuccullata (small rock oyster), 2208 nucleotides long. Its product is annotated as CD109 antigen-like. NCBI's taxonomy places the organism in Eukaryota, Metazoa, Mollusca, Bivalvia, Ostreida, Ostreidae. Bases 148 to 2208 code for a protein of 686 amino acids. The record is from RefSeq and is a predicted model, not a curated record. Gene Ontology annotation, molecular function: endopeptidase inhibitor activity. The transcript is spliced from 16 exons.